Messenger RNA from Arctia plantaginis, 1329 nucleotides. The record is from the annotation of a GenBank genome assembly. Lineage: Eukaryota; Metazoa; Arthropoda; Insecta; Lepidoptera; Erebidae.
AUGAUGGCUAAUCCGAUGGCGUAUUGUACAGCGGUGUUCACUUUGUUUAUAUUUGGUUUAGUGCAUUGUCACAGUCAAUAUAAUUUUGAAACUCAUAAAUAUUGUGACGAUUUAUCUCCUUAUUAUGGCAAUUUAAGUUUAGAUCAAAUCUCUGGUAUUUGGUACGGCGUCGAAAAAAUUCCACACACAAAGGGAGAAUAUAAAAUAGAAUAUACAAAGGAGUGCUUUUACAUAGACAUCAAGGAGCAAUAUAUUGAGCCAACACCGCCGACUCCUUACCCUCAAUUGACGAACUAUCCCUACGUUAAUCGUCAAUAUAUGAUGCAAGAGCAGUAUCGUGUCAGGCACUUUGUGUUGGAGUGGCAUGCGGGGUUGUGGCAGGACGACUAUCACAUCAAAGUUAACACUUCAGCUAAAGGCUUCUGGAUGACUGACGUUCCCAGUCGUUCGGUUGACCCUCAAUAUCGUUUCUUCGGAGGUGUGAUCCAGGUUCUGAAGGUAGCGAAUAACCAUCUGGUGCUCAACUUCUGUAUGAGGCUGCCCAGCUCGCAAUUGUUCACCGUAGUUUUAUCCAGAAACGAAAACCAACUUACACCGGAAGACUUAGCUAACAUACAUAACGUGUUCACCUUAAAGCGUUUAUCCACAUCGGCCUUGAAAAGAUGGGCUCAUCGAUUCAAUAUUAACGAUGUGUACGGAAUGUGGUACGGAGUAGGUUACGCUCAAAAUACCCCAGACAUGACAAACAAACCAAAGGAAGUUGGAUGCGUCACGCUUCACAUCACGGAUGUUACAACUGAGGCCAUAAGUGAUUGGCGUGAUUGGUCUAUCCCACGACAUAACUAUUCCAGCAAAAACUGGCGGUCGCAUAAAAAUAGCCCGUGGUCUGAAAAUACUAUUGCGGGCUCUUGGAUGGAUGUACGGAUACGAAGAAAAGUGAAGAGGGACGUUUACAGCGAGAGGAGAUUACGGGUUAUUUGGGAUGAGGAUGGACAAACCGUGCAACAGACCUAUGUGUAUACUCCAAACGAACCAGGGCUCUGGGUUGCAGAGCAACUAAGGCCUUUGGAGAGGGAAAUGAUGGCCAGAGGAAUAAAUAUUUGGCAUCCUGAUGAUCCGCCUAAGCAUCCUCAAGUAAUACGAAUAUUAAAAGUAACCCCACACCUAAUGCUUUUAAAUCAUUGCUCAGAGGUAGGUGGUGGAGUGUUCUCUAUGAUUCUCCGCCGGUCACCUUCGAGGAUCGAGAAAUGGCAGUGACCGCAUGUUGCAACAAGGUACGACGGAACUCUAGACUGCGCGUGGUGCGAAGCGCACUUGGCUGGCUUUUAA